Molecule: messenger RNA, 1267 nt
Organism: Daphnia pulex (common water flea)
Lineage: Eukaryota; Metazoa; Arthropoda; Branchiopoda; Diplostraca; Daphniidae
Product: magnesium-dependent phosphatase 1-like
Exons: 3
Coding region: 305-988 (227 amino acids)
Molecular function (GO): acid phosphatase activity
Source: RefSeq, a predicted model, not a curated record
GUACACAGACGCAAGACGGAUAUCAUAAGUGAAACGGGAUUUCUAGCAGAAUGCAACUCUGGCUGGGAGGCGUUCUUGUUAUUGUUGAAUUUUCCUUCGUGAUGAAUAACGUCUGCUCAUCGUGCCAAAAAGGACGUGAAAAAAAGUGACGUGACGCGCAGUAUAAUGGAUUAAUGCAUCAGUGGCGAAGGGCUGUGUCAGGUCAGAUAUUCUGCGGCUCAUUUAUUCUUCUUCGAUUUACGUGAUAAUUUUCAAUAUUCUCGCCAUUUAAUUCAGUGAAAAAGUUUGUGGAUUCAAAUAUAUCAUGAGCCUCAGCCGCCAAACAUCAACUGGAUCAACUGGUUCCUCCCGAAAAGCUUCAAUCGGGAGUAUCAACCGUAAAGCUUCAACUGAAUCUACAGGAUCUGGCAGAAGAUAUUCAACUUCUGGAUCUUAUAAUAAUGGAAUUGCCGUACUCACAGAAAACAUUUCAGUUCUACCAAAGUUGAUUGUCUUUGACUUAGACUACACGUUAUGGCCACUUUGGAUUGAGAUGUACAGUCCACCUUUUCACAUGGAGAGCCACCGAAAUGAACCUCAAGUAAGAGACAAGGGUGGACGAAUUGUCAACCCGUACCCAGAUGUGAAGGACAUCAUAGUGGAGCUCAAAGAGUCAGGCAUAGAGCUGGGCAUUGCUUCUCGAACACCAGAAAUCAAGGGAGCACGAAGACUGGUAGAGACUCUGGGCUGGGACAAGUACAUCCCUUUCAAAGAGAUUUACCCGGGAUGCAAGACAACCCAUUUUGAAAACCUCUGCAAGCACACUCAUAUUCCACUGAGUGAAAUGUUGUUUUUCGAUGACGAAGAGCGUAACAUCAAGGACCUCACCGCUGCUGGAGUGGUCUCUUGUCUGGUCGAUGACCGUGGAGUCACCAGGAAAGCAGUCAGAGACGGUCUAUUGAAGUUUGAAAAAGAGCGAAGCCACGAUAAAGAAGUCCAAAGCAAGUAAAUGCAGCGAUAGCAUUGAUAAUACUAUUAUACAUAUAAUAUGAGCAGUGCAACAAAUUUUUCAGUUCAUUUUGUAUAAUUCUGCUAUUUACCUCGUUUGCUUUAAAAGCAUCUCUCUAAAAUUAUCCUAGCGCUGAUCUGAUCGCUACUUAUUAUUAUAUAACCCAGUUAAAAUUGUCAUCACAGCAUUUAAAUAGUUGUAAUAAUGUUUCGAUCUUACCAAAAGUGCAAUACAGAUUAUUUGGAAAAUGGCCCAAAACCGAGUGCCGUUUCAACCUUA